This is a messenger RNA of Paralichthys olivaceus (Japanese flounder), 3780 nucleotides long. Lineage: Eukaryota; Metazoa; Chordata; Actinopteri; Pleuronectiformes; Paralichthyidae. The record is from RefSeq and is a predicted model, not a curated record.
AUGACGAACCAGUGGUUGCUAUGGCUGACCCUGUCUGCCAUGGCAGCUGCUUGGCACAGCGAGGCAAAGUCUGCGGUGAACAUGUUCUCUUCCAUGUCCCAGAUGUCUGGAAAAAUAAAAGGUGUGAGUCCCAUCCACAAUGGCCAGGUUUGCAGUACAUGGGGAAAAUUCCAUUUCAAGACCUUUGAUGGGGACGUUUUCCAGUUGCACUCCACCUGCAACUACGUCCUGACCUCUUCAUGCAGCAGCAGCUACAGCGACUUCAACAUCCAGAUAAGAAGAGAGGAGUUUGCUGGUCAUCCCAUCAUCAAGGAAAUCCUAAUGAAGCUGGACGGCUCAGUGGUGGAGCUCUCAAACGGUUCAGUGGUCGUUGAUGGCAAAGAAGCCAGUUUACCGUUCAGUCACUCAGGAGUGUUUAUUGAGAAAACUCACACCUACAUCAAAAUCAAGGCAAAUCUGGGAUUGUUUGCCACCUGGAAUGAGGAGGACUCUUUUCUGGUGGAGCUAGAUGAGAAAUACAGGAACCAAACAUGUGGUCUCUGUGGAGACUUUAAUGGGCUCCAGCUAUACAACGAGUUCUACAGUCACGGGGUAAAAAUUUCCCCCACGGAUUUUGCCAACUUCUGGAAAAUGGACGGUCCAACUGAGAGCUGCUCUGACUACACACAGGAACCAACACAGAGCUGCAACAACAUGAAACCUCUGUGUGAGCAGAUCCUCACAGGGCCGGCCUUCAACAGCUGUCACAGUCUGCUCGACGUUGACGCCUUCACCUCUGCCUGCAACACUGACCUCUGCCAAUGCGGCAACGGCAUAGAUGAACAUGCAGACCCUAUCUGCCUGUGUAACACUGUGUCAGAGUUCUCCAGACAGUGCGUCCAUGCUGGUGGCAAGCCCCACAACUGGAGGACCAAAGAGCUCUGCUGGAAGUCAUGUCCUCUCAAUAUGGAGUACAAAGAGUGUGGAAGUCCCUGUGCUGAUACCUGCUCCAACCCAGAGGCCAGCCACACCUGCGACAACCACUGUGCCGAUGGAUGCUUCUGCCCCGCAGGCACGGUGCUGGAUGAUUUAAACAAAAAAGGUUGUGUUCCACUGAGCAAGUGCUCCUGCAGCUACAACAACAAGAUCUACGGACCUGGAGAGUCCUACUCCAGUAACUGCAAGAAUGCAUGUUCAGGUGGUGAGUGGACGUGUGUGGAGGAGAACUGCCCAGGAACCUGCUCUGUGGAGGGAGGAGCUCACGUCAACACCUUUGAUGGAAAAGUCUACACCUUCCAUGGGGACUGCUCCUACACUCUGGCUAAGGACUGCAAUGGAACCCAGUUUGUGGUACAUGGAGAACUGGUACAGUGUGGACUGACCGACAGCGAAACCUGCCUCAAGUCUGUUACUCUAGGUCUGUCCGGAGCAACCAAUGUGAUCACCAUCCAGCCCAGCGGCAAGGUCUUUGUGAAUGGCAUCUACGCUCAGUUACCAUUUUCUGCUGUCGGGAUCUCUGCCUUCAGGGCGUCUUCUUUCUACCUGCUGGUCCAGACGUCUGUUGGCGUCCUGCUGGAAGUGCAGCUCCAGCCAAUCAUGCAGCUCUACAUCAGCGUGGACAGUGACUACAGGGACAAGACCUGUGGUCUGUGUGGGAACUUCAACAAAAACCAAGCUGAUGACUUCCUGAAGCUCAGUGGUGUUCCAGAAUCCACAGCAGCUGGAUUUGUCAACAGCUGGAAGACACAUGGCAGUUGCAGAGAUAUUAAGAGGAGCUUUGACAACCCCUGCAGUCUCAGUCUGGACAAUGAGAAGUACGCUGUGCACUGGUGCUCCAUGCUGAGUGAUCCUCAGGGAGUGUUUGCCCCGUGUCACCCAGAGAUCAGUCCUGACUCGUACAAAGAGAACUGCAUGUAUGACAGCUGUAACUGUGAGAAAAGCGAGGAGUGCAUGUGUGCUGCAGUCUCUUCUUAUGUGCAUGCCUGUGCAGCUGCAGGGAUCCGGAUCAGCGACUGGAGGAAGACCAUCUGUGGGAAAUAUGCCAGCUCCUGCCCGAGCACCAUGGUCUACUCCUACAACAUCACGUCCAGCAGUCGCACCUGCCGCUGCCUCAGCUCCACAGAUCUCAGCUGCCACUUCUCCUUCCCGCCCAUCGACGGCUGUAUCUGUGCAGAGGGAACCUACCUGGAUGACUCUGAGAAGUGUGUCCAAUCCAAGGCCUGUCCCUGUUACGACAAAGGCUCUGUGGUGUCUCCUGAAGAGGUGGUCAGCAAGGAUGGAGUCAUGUGCACCUGUAAGAAGGGCAAACUCAGCUGCAUUGGAGAAGUACAAUCAGGAACCUGUGCUCCUCCCAUGGUGUUCUUCAACUGCUCUGCUAAUGGUCCUGCUGCAAAGGGAACUGAGUGUGAGAAGAGCUGCAACACAUUAGAAAUGACCUGUAUGACCACAGGGUGUGUCUCUGGCUGCAUGUGUCCACCUGGGUUGGUAUCUGAUGGUAAAAAAGGCUGCAUCAAGCCAGAGGCCUGUCUCUGUGACCACAAUGGCAUCUACUACCAGCCUGGAGAGACCACCAGGGUGGACUGCAACACCUGCACUUGUAAAGACAGAAAGUGGAUCUGUACAACCAAUCAGUGUGAUGGGACCUGCUCCGUCUAUGGUGCUGGACACUAUAUGACCUUUGAUCAGAAGCGCUUCACAUUCGAUGGCAACUGUGAAUACGUUCUCACUCAGGACUACUGUGGCAGCGCUCAGAGUAAUGGAACUUUCCGAGUGAUCACUGAGAAUGUUCCAUGUGGAACCACAGGAACCACCUGCUCUAAGACCAUCAAGAUCUUUCUGGAGCGUGCAGAACUGAUUCUAACAGAAGGAAACUACAGGUUGCUUUCAAGUGGAAAUGAAGAGGCACCUCCAUUCCAUUAUAGCACUAUGGGCAACUACCUGGUAAUUGAAGCCAACAAUGGACUCAUUCUCAUGUGGGACAGGAAAACCACCUUGUUCAUCAAGCUCAGCCCAAAAUACAAGGGUCGGGUGUGUGGGCUUUGUGGCAGCUACGACAAGAAUGCAAAUAAUGACUUCACUACAAGGUGCCAUGCUGUGGUUGUCAGCCCACUGGUGUUUGGCAACAGCUGGAAGGAUUUACCAAGCUGCCCUGAUGCUCAGAGCAUUAACAGCCCCUGCACAGACAACCCAUACAGACAGUCGUGGGCCCACAAACAGUGCAGCAUCAUACAGAGUGACGUCUUCUCCACCUGCCAUUCCAUUGUUGAUCCUACUCCAUACUAUGAAGCAUGUGUGUUCGACUCAUGUGCUUGUGACACUGGUGGAGACUGCGAGUGUUUCUGCACUGCUGUGGCUGCUUAUGCUGAAUCGUGUAAUCAAGCUGGUGUCUGUCUACGAUGGAGAACCCCUAAAAUCUGCCCUCUCUUCUGUGAUUACUACAAUCCCCCUGGUGAAUGUGAAUGGCACUACAUGCCUUGUGGAUCUCCUUGUAUGAAAACCUGCCGGAACCCUUCAGGCAGCUGCUCCACACAGAUACCUCCUCUAGAAGGUUGCUAUCCCAAGUGUCCCACUGCUCAGCCAUACUUUGAUGAGGAUACAAUGACAUGUGUCAUAAAAGAACAAUGUGGUUGCUAUGAUAAAGAGGGGAAACACUAUGAUGAUGGUGACAAAGUGCCAACAACCAAAAACUGUUAUACAUGUACAUGCAGUUCCAUGACCAUCAAAUGUCGCCACGAUAAUGAAGGUGCCCCUGAGCAAGGCACCUUACUCCCACCUUACAUCUGCUCCCCAGGCCUUCAGUAG